Molecule: messenger RNA, 858 nt
Organism: Coccinella septempunctata (seven-spotted ladybird)
Lineage: Eukaryota; Metazoa; Arthropoda; Insecta; Coleoptera; Coccinellidae
Exons: 2
Coding region: 248-814 (188 amino acids)
Source: RefSeq, a predicted model, not a curated record
CAACAAAAUCGUAUAUUUCAGAUUCGGAAGGUAUAAUCAUUCGGUGUUACAAUGUGGUGCAACAAUAAGGCCUCAGUUAUGAGUAACAAUAUAUAUUCUGUAUGAAAAACUACAAUUUUCAUUACGUUCAUGUUUAAUGAGCCUACGAUAUAUUUUCAUUGAAAAUAUUAUUUGUUGAGCUGUUUUCUCUGAUAAACUUCGACCCCAAUAAUCAACUCCAAUCCUUUAUCUGUCAUUGAGCAAUGGAAUGAUUGGAACCUUAUCGAUAUCGAUGAAUUUAUGCAAUUCAAAAAUUGAGGUAAUAUCCAACAGCAAGUCUGAAACCCGUCAACAGUGGAAUUUUUUUUGUCAAGGGAACCAUCUCAAGAAUGGAAGGCAGCAUUACACCCCAACCGGUGAGAAAUUGAAAAUAAUAAAUUUGGAUAACUCAAGGAAUGUUUUCGAGAAUUGCCAGAAAAUUAGAAGGCUGAUCAAUGUAGAUGGAAUACUAUUCAUAGUCGUGAGCAAGGACUUAUUAACUGAGGAAAAAACAGCAUCAGUGGCUCACGAAAUCAACAAAAUCAACUCGAAUUUUCCUAAUAUGGAAGAACACCUUGAGGAUCGAGCGGAAGCAAUAGAUCUGGAGGGUUUCAGUUUGGUCGAAGCCAUACAAUGCUUGACGAGCCUCACAGACGUUGAUCCAGAGCCGAUGAUUUUGGAAAACUUGUUCGAGAUGUCCUAUGAGGAUAAAUUCAAACUGCUGGAAAUAUUGAUUGAUGAUGAUAGAGUUAUAAUUCGUUCCAGUAUUUAUUCCCCACCACAUAAAAAUUCAUAAACUUUUUGUUAAAUUUCAAAUAAAGGGUUUUCUAAUGUAGUCAA